Molecule: messenger RNA, 1155 nt
Organism: Fimicolochytrium jonesii
Lineage: Eukaryota; Fungi; Chytridiomycota; Chytridiomycetes; Spizellomycetales; Powellomycetaceae
Exons: 5
Molecular function (GO): zinc ion binding; calcium ion binding
Source: RefSeq, a predicted model, not a curated record
AUAACCUGUAAUCACUGCGGGACAUCGCCCAUCCGGGGGAUCCGGUUCAAAUGCGCGAACUGCGUGGAUUUCGACGUGUGCGAAGCAUGCGAGGCGCUGGAAGUUCAUCUCAAGACGCAUGUGUUUAUCAAAGUGAGAGUUCCUAUCCCGCCACUUAUGAAUGCGAGGAGCGCUAUGUUCCCUGUUAUGUAUCCAGGGCGGGAUUACACGAAUCAGCCGGCGGAGAUUGAUUUUUCGGACCUCCAAAUCAAGUCAAAUUUCGAUGUCAUGGAGCUGAAGGGUCUCCAUGAAGAAUUCUUGUCAUUAUCAACCGGCGAGAACGGAGGCAUCAAUGCAACAACAUUCAAGCAGUGCCUCGGACCUCUAGGGCUAGAAAAAAAUCUGAUUGUCGACCGCAUCUUCCAUUUUUUCGACCGUGACGAAGAUGGGAUAAUACGGUUCGAAGAGCUGGUUUUGGGACUGUCGGUUCUGUGCAAAGGCGGCUUUGACGAACGGUUGAAAUGGGCAUUCCGAGGCUAUGAUCUGGACAGCGACGGCUUCAUAUCGAGGGACGAGCUUCAUCAGAUGUUCAAAGCAUAUUUUAACCUCUCCAUGGAGCUCGUCCGCGAUGUGGUGAAAACCAUGGAGGAAGGGAUGAUGGAUUCGUUUGACGACGAAGGCACGAAACCAGUGUCAGCAGCGUUCGCGGGCCCAUCAGGGCGGCAUGUGGAGGACGACAACCCGGACGGGGAUGGACUUGGGGAGGGGAGAUCACCACAGAAGCUGAAAAAGCACUUUGAGGAGGACUCUUUCGACAUUCUGGCGAGGUUCGCUGCACCAGGAAGCAACAACCCACGGCGGCGGUCUCAUGUCUCCCCAUCACAAAAUCGCGGCUUUCGGCGACCAAGCAACGACCAAUCACCAACAUACGUCUCCCCAGCGUCUGACACGUUGUCAAGUAUAGACUCUCCAACAAGCGCCUCGAUCUCAGAACAGUGGCCGGUCAUGGAAGCCAUGUCGCAAAAUGCGAUACAGGAAAUGGUGGACAAGACUUUCGAGUUGGCGGGACUGGCGGCCACGGAUCCGCAGGGCCUGUCGUUUGAGGCUUUCGUGAAGGUGGUAGAAGCGGACAACAAUCUGCUUUCGUGGUUUGAGGCUCUCGGAAGUGUCUUUUGA